UUCAGACUCCUUUUGGAAAUAACUCCAGUAAAGACUUGAUAAAUAAUAAUAAUGUUUUUUAGAAUUCAAUGAGGUGUAACAUCAUACAUAUUUGAAAGUGUUGACCUAGUGGUUCAGCUAACCAGUGCUGUUAAAGAGGAUCAAAGUUUCUGAUAUCAAACUGAGCUAAGCCAGUGUGUGGUAAGAAUCGAUAUUAGUUGUGUAAUAAACUGUUUUGCUUAGGAUGAUGGAUUCCUGAGGCUAGCUUAGUUGUUAUCUUGUUUUAAUUUAGAAAAAAAAAAAGGUGUAUGAACAUUUGUUAACAUUACGGUUGCAUGGAGACGUGUUACCCAAAGGGCACAGGCACGUAGCACGAGCAGCCCCACUUCAGGCAGCAGCAGGGGUCGUCAGCUCUUUCUGGUUGUUCUCCUCCGAGGCAGGGUUGAAGAACUUCUGAGGUAGGUGAAAACUCAAUAUUCCUUCUGUUGAUUUAUUUUUAUCUAUUUAUUUGUUUAUUUUCCCAUGACUCUGCUGACACAUGAUGGUGGAGAAACAAGCAAGCAUAAAUAACAGUACAAAUUGUUGGGGAUUUUUUAUUGUUUGCCUUGAGGCGAAUUAAGUACAGGGUUGUGUUUCGUUGCGGAGAGAUGUAAAGAACAGCACAGAGUCCCACCACCGCGAGCCGUUCUGCGAGGAGCCUGCGAAGAGGUGGCACGAGCCAGCUCCCCGUGACAGGUGCACGAGCACCGAUCCUGCGAGCGUGGGCCGGGGCUCCUCGGCUCAGCGCUGGUGCAGCCCCUGCGCCUGCUCUGCUGGCCGAAGGCGGCUCCUAAGCACUCGCACACGCUUAAUUACCGUUACCGACAGUUGCUGCAGCGUUUAUCUCCUCAGCAAGGGAGAGUUUUUUCCCUUAUAUGGAGUCAUUAUGUUUCUGAUAUUCUGCUCCCAGACAGCUUAAUCUGUUUGGCAGUUAGGCCUUCUUGCCCUCUGUGCUAGAUUGUUCCUUAGUUAAGAAUUACCAUUGCUGAGUAGUUAACAAUUUCAAAAUAGUUCAGCUGUAAUUAAGCCACCUUUGCAAUUUCCCUUUUUCCCCUCUAAGACAGCUAAAGAUGUAUGUCUUUCCAUAGAAAUAAAGGUUAUUUAAGAUAAAAAUUGCAAGCACAACGCUCCUCUUAAGAGAGGGCGAGUUUUUCUCUCUAAAUAGCUAAUGAAGCAGGCAAAUCCUGUUUUCCCCCCAAAAUGAAAUUGUUCUGUUCUUUUGGAUGUCUCCCCACACUGUCUGCUCCUCCCAUCUAAGUCAGUGCUUGUGUUAGCUAUUGCAACAGCUCCACCGGCCAGUCAAGUGUUGACUCGAGUUGUACCCACCUGCUGUUUCAGACACCUGUGGUGGUACAUCAGAGGCUGAUGUGAUUAAAUACUAAAUUUCAUUUUCUGGUCUCACAACCACGUACACAAUUGCUGUGUUGAUUCUGUGUCAUUAUAAAGUGAAAGAGAUAAUUUUAACAGAGGACUAAGCUUACCCAAAAGCUCCUCUGAAAAACACAAUGGGCUAUUUAAGAUUAGACUAUUGAAACACAUUAGGUUACACUUGAUAUAAUAGGAAGUAUUUAAAUCUUGAUCUAGAUAAAUCUCCAAGAACAUAUACACAGACACCAUACAUAGAAGAAAAUGAUCAUCUAUCAUUCUCCCAGUUAACAAAUAGGACUGUUGAGAGGCUGAGAUGAAGAAUGUCUCGUUCAAUUAGGCCAAAGCUGUUUGUCUGAGAAUGACCAGACUGAAAGCAAAGCGACUUGCCGUGCAGGAAGCUAACCGAGUCACGGGACUUCCCACGGACGCUCUGGAGUACCAGCACAAUUGCAGAGGAAGCAGAUGUUGGGGAGCCAGCAAGGUCGCAAGGUCCAUUUCAGUGGGAACGCGAGGCAGAACUGGAGCACUGGAAAGCAUGAAGUGCUAGACAAAGAGGCUUGAAACUAUAAUGUUGAACAUCACCGGAUCCUACUGAGCUCUGAAAACACACUAAACUCUGCAAACGUUUUCUUGGUGACUUGAGAAUCAGGACGCUGAGGGACUGUGACAGGAUUACUCCUACCCAGUUCAAAAGAAUGCAGUUUGAAUUUGUGUUCACAGCACCAUUUUUAGGAAGAAGAGGAGAAAGGAUAACUCUCUUCUGCAAGCUUCUCACAAUACCACAAGAUAAAGAAUGUGGGUUUUCACUAACAGAAAAUUUCUGCCAGGUCUCAAAGUGGUUCAAAUUCUACUGUGUUACCGCUGCUGCAGACCGAGCCAGCGGAACUGCUGCACGGGGCCCAGCUGCAGCGUAAAAUACAACAAAGAUAAAUGAAUGGAAGACUGAGUAUAAAGGUCUGCUAAGUUUCACACUGUGAAAUACGGCAAUGAUACACUGUGGAAAAAAACAUAUUUGUGCUUUUGUUACAUGUAUUCUGAUUUCUGCAAGUAUCUUAAUGUACUCCUGGAAAGAUCCUCAGCUACAGAAUAACAUAACUAGAAAAAUCUUCCAGGCAACGAGUGCUCUUCCAGCCAGUCAGCUUUGUAGGGGAAAACCUGCUCAAAAUGUAAUAACAGCAUUAGAAGAUAACAGAACUUUUAUUAUAUCCCCCUACUUUGAUGACAGAGAAAGCAAAGUCACUCGUGUGAUUGGGAUUGUUCACCAUGAAGAUGUAAAACAACUAUACUGCUGGUUCUGCUGUCAGCCUGAUGGAAAGAUAUAUGUAGCAAGAGCAAAAAUCGAUGUUCACUCAGAUAGAUUUGGAUUCCCUUAUGGUGCAGCAGAUAUAGUUUGUCUGGAACCCGAAAACUGCAAUCCAACACAUGUAUCAAUUCAUCAGUCUCCACAUGCAAAUAUUGACCAGCUGCCAAGCUUCAAAAUUAAAAACCGCAAGUCUGAGACCUUUUCUGUUGACUUCACCGUGUGCAUCUCUGCCAUGUUUGGAAAUUACAACAAUGUCUUGCAGUUCAUACAGAGUGUGGAGAUGUACAAGAUUCUUGGCGUACAGAAAGUGGUGAUCUAUAAGAACAACUGCAGCCAACUGAUGGAGAAGGUCUUGAAGUUUUAUAUGGAAGAAGGCACCGUAGAGAUAAUUCCCUGGCCAAUAAACUCACACCUCAAGGUUUCUACUAAAUGGCACUUUUCUAUGGAUGCAAAAGACAUUGGCUACUAUGGACAAAUCACGGCUCUAAAUGACUGUAUAUACCGUAACAUGCAGAGGAGCAAGUUUGUGGUUCUUAAUGAUGCUGAUGAAAUAAUUCUUCCCCUUAAGCACCUGGACUGGAAAGCCAUGAUGAGCAGCCUUCAGGAGCAGAACCCAGGGGCUGGCAUUUUCCUCUUUGAGAACCAUAUCUUCCCCAAAACCGUAUCUACUCCUGUGUUCAACAUUUCGUCCUGGAACAGGGUGCCAGGUGUUAACAUAUUACAGCAUGUUCACAGAGAGCCGGACAGGAAAGAGGUUUUCAAUCCCAAGAAGAUGAUAAUCGAUCCACGGCAGGUGGUUCAGACUUCAGUCCACUCUGUCCUACGUGCUUACGGGAACAGUGUGAACGUCCCCGCGGACGUUGCCCUCGUCUAUCACUGUCGGGUGCCCCUUCAAGAAGAGCUCCCCAGAGAAUCCCUCAUCAGGGAUACAGCACUGUGGAGAUACAACUCGUCGUUAAUCACGAACGUUAACAAGGUGCUACACCAAACCGUACUGUAAGCUCCAAAGCGAAACCUGGGUUGUAAGGAGGGGAAGUGGAGAGCUACCUGUGUCUUGGGGAGGCGGAGGAUAUAAUUUAAAAAUCCCAUUGAAAUCACUUCCACAUUAAGUUUACGUGUUACAGAGAUUCGGGAGAGCAGCCCUUUUGUGUGCUGUACUAAGGUAAAUGCAUUUCAUUUGUGAACUGAAUAAAGGUAUGAAGGGAAGAGAUUUCCAAAAGUGAAAUAAUGAUUUCGUCCAAGAAGGGUGGGGGAGGCACCAGUGCACCGUUUCCUGGAGAUGUUUGAACACGGUUGGGCAGAGCCUGACGACAUGGGUGUUGCAGCAGGUCUCCGCAGCGUGCGGCGUGCUUCCGAUGAGGGAUACAUCCUUUGGUUAUAUACGAUACGCCCUUGGUUCUGACAGUUGACUGUGUUUGGUAUGCUACAAUUUAAAGUGCAGUAAUGAAAUUUAAAAGUGUUGCAGUAGCCAUUUAAUGCUAUGUUCUCUCCAGUAAUAAAUGUACUCUGUAUUUAAGAUCAUCUAUUAUUCACA
Columba livia (rock pigeon) is the source of this 4223-nucleotide messenger RNA. RefSeq lists its product as uncharacterized. The record is from RefSeq and is a predicted model, not a curated record. Lineage: Eukaryota; Metazoa; Chordata; Aves; Columbiformes; Columbidae. The transcript has 3 exons. The coding region runs from base 2373 to 3689 and encodes 438 amino acids. Gene Ontology annotation, cellular component: cytoplasm. Gene Ontology annotation, molecular function: glycosyltransferase activity.